Closterium sp. Naga37s-1 is the source of this 1566-nucleotide messenger RNA. The record is from the annotation of a GenBank genome assembly. Lineage: Eukaryota; Viridiplantae; Streptophyta; Zygnematophyceae; Desmidiales; Closteriaceae.
AUGGCGGGCAUAACACUCUUCGGCGUCACCUUUUCCCUCGCAGCCAUAAUCGGUAUUAGCGCGGGAAUUCUCGCCGUCAUCCUCAUCAUCCUCUCCCUCCUCACCUGCUGCUGCUGCUACAUGUGCCGUGGCCGCAGCCCCAAGCGGCGUCGUUUAGAUGAGAUAGCUCCAGCACCCAUGUACCCGCCGGCCAUGUCAGCCGCUGGUCCUGGCGUGUACGCUAAGGGCAUGGGUUCACGCGGUGCACUACCGCCGGGCCCGUAUCAUCACAGCUUGUCUCACCAACAGAUGAUGGGUGGCACGGAGAUGCUUCCCCCGCGCUACAUCCCUCCGCCCUCGCCCGCGGCGCUCAUGCAGAGUCCCAUGAGACCGCUGCUCGGUGCACCGCCCCCCGCGGGGAAGCCCAGCGCAGGCGCGCAGGAGGAGGGCGUGGUGGCAAAGUGGGAGAAAGAUCUGCGCGCGGGGAUGUUUCGCAAGGUGGGGCUGGCGGAGGUGGAAGCGGCCACGGGUAAAUUCAGCAAGCGCGCGUUUCUUGGAGAAGGCGCGUUCGCGGCGGUGUACAAGGGGCGGAGUCCGUCCGGCGUGCCCUUCGGCGUGGUGCUUCUGGAGCUGUUCACGGGUCAGCGAGCGAUCAUGAUGAACAGUCGCAAGCCCGGCGGCGGCGAUGGCGCGAACCCCGUGCACAUCUCGCAGUGGGCCGCGCCGCUGGUGGCGGCAAAGUCGCUGGACGAUCUGGCGGACCCGAAAAUGGGAGGAGAGUUCGAGCCAGCGGUGCUGCUGCGCGCGCUGGAGAUUGCGCUGCUGUGCGUGCGCCCGUCAUCGAAGCAGCGCCCCGACAUGGGCGCGGUGGUGCGUGGACUGGCGGAGCUGCGCGAGCAAAUCAUGGCGCGCGACGAGCCCCCGGAGACGUUCGUGGAGGAGCACGCGCGCGGGCUGGAUGACCCUGACUCGGAUGAAGAGGCGGAAGCUGCGCAGGCGGAGCAGGGGCGGGCGGAAGGAAGUAUGCGGGUGGGGGAGGAAACGGAUGCGCCAUCGCAGGAGUAUUCGCGGGGCCCGGAAGAGCCGGAGGAAGAGAGAGACGACGAAGAAGGAGGGGAGGGGCUUAUUGGCGCGGCGGACGAGGAGCAAGGGCUAGUCGCGGGAAGCUACCGUGGCAGUGACAUCGGCGCGGGACCGAGGCAGCUGUCUGGCCGGCGCUCUUCUUCGGGCCGAAGCGGGCCAGAAGGUUCAGGAAGGAACCUCGGGAGUGCCUCUGGCGCUGGUUCGUCUGGGCGGAGGACAGAGGGCGAGCCCGGCAGCGUGAAGUACAGCGCGGGUGUGGAAACGUUUGAGACCGAGGAUGAGGGGGCGCAUGGUGUGGACCCCAGCAGCAGGCAGUACGGCGCUCCAGAGGCAGCGAACUCAAGGUCGAGUUACUACGACAGUGGGUUUGUCUACCCCGUGGGUGCGUUCGGGAACGCGUACGACAGCGGGUGGAUGCCGCCGCAUGGGGGCGACCGCGGGGAGGGUGGAGAUCGAGCAGGCAGCCAUGUGGUAGUGAACCUGGGCGCAGGCAGCAGGCGAUGA